Etheostoma spectabile (orangethroat darter) is the source of this 1857-nucleotide messenger RNA. RefSeq names its product IGF-like family receptor 1 (gene igflr1). NCBI's taxonomy places the organism in Eukaryota, Metazoa, Chordata, Actinopteri, Perciformes, Percidae. Gene Ontology annotation, molecular function: protein binding. Bases 162 to 1076 code for a protein of 304 amino acids. The transcript is spliced from 7 exons. The record is from RefSeq and is a predicted model, not a curated record. Gene Ontology annotation, cellular component: plasma membrane.
ACGUGUCUGUGUUAAAAGUGUGCGCGCGUGUGUGUGCGCCCGUGUGUGUGUGUGCGCGCGCGUGUGUGCGCGCGUGUGUGUGUGUGUGUUGGCUGAAGUGGGAGGUGCCAUGUCGACGUUAGGAAGUUUACUGAAUGUUUUACGGCUAGAGCAGUUUGGUGAUGAUGGGACACUCUGAAAGAUGCUCAGACCCGACAACCUUCUGGAAUAGAAAUAUUUUAAAAUGUGAGCCUUGCACUAAACGGAAAGGAUAUGAAAUCACCCCUAACUGUGGCAAUGGUGACGACGGAUCUAAACACGAUGUCCCGCACAAAAGGUGCAAAGCCAACACGUUUAAUGAUGGCAGCGGUGCAUACUGUAAACCUUGCUCCUUAUGUCCGCUUGGGUUUACCAUUUCGAGCCCGUGCACCACGACUACUGACACUAAGUGCGAAGAUCCAAGGACGAACACAGUGAGGAUGACGCUGGUAAGCAUUAUUCCAACAAACCAAGGAUCCAGCUUGAAACCAAAUGAAGCUACUUCAACUCCCCCGUCUCCAAAAGUUAUUCGUGAUGCAGACCUGCUGUGGGCAGUACCGUUGGUGACACUAGUUUCCAUCUUGCUUGUGUUAGUUGCUUGUCUAAUCUACAUGAAGAGGAAAAGAGGCCAGCACACAGUAUUAACCUAUAGCAGAAGAUCAUCAUACGUCAAUUCAGGGUUCUCUCCUCUGUCUGCCCCACCUGGUAACAACGAUCUGGAGGAGAUUCUGAGUCCCAACAUCCUGUCAGCACCUUUACAGACAGUGCUGGACAACCUGGAUGUUUUAGAAGAGCUGGUGAUUCUGUUGGAUCCAGAAAGCCAGGGAGUAAAAAACACCAAACAUCUGGCGUCUUUUUGCUCCUUCCCUGCCACCUGGAUUACUUACACCUACUCUAUGAAGGAGAGUAAGAGCCCUCUAAAAGCUGUGUUGGAGGGAGUCACCAGCAGGCACCCUGACUUGACAGUAGGGUACCUGGCUAAGCUGCUCAAACGUAUGGAGCGUAAUGAUGCCAUCGCUGUUCUUGGGAAACUAGGACAGGAUGUGAUGCAGGUGUAAUAUUCAUUCCACAUGUGAAUGCAAAAUUACUGCAAGCUUUGGACUGCAGCUGUUAAUCUAAACAUGUCUGUGGAAUCCACAAAGAAAUUAUGGAAAAGUGUGGAAAAGGCAGCUUGUCAAACAGAUCUGUAGUAAGACAAAGGAAAACUAUAGGGAGAGAAUGGUUCGAUGCAACAACAAAAAAAUGAAUUGUACAUAUCAUGUUUUUGUUCACUUUUCACAAAGAGUAGUACUCAAGUUGAAAAACAGCUACACAAUGUCCUCUGUGGUUGUGGAGAAGUAGGGACUUUUUCUUCCAAUCUGGGAAUUUGUAUUGGCACUCUCUUCUAAAGCAUUGCUAGGGAACCAGACAAGACAAAUCUACAAGCUUUUCUAUUAGCUCUGCCAGAUAUGGGAAAUAGUUCUGGCAGGACUCUAUGUUGUGCAUUUGAGUACCUGCCUUUGUGCACAUGUUGAGCUAAUGAAAUGUUUUCAUUUUUCUGCAUUGAACCCCCCUCUAAAAGAUCCAGCUUCUAUCUUUUAAUCUUUGUACAUCAUCUUUUCAAAGCCUUUUGACAUUAUUUAUCCACAUAUUGAAAUCGGCUACAAUUAAUAGCCUGAUGAAUCAUUUUUAAACAAAUGUUAAUUUAGUUUUUUGUUAAACAUCUUCUAACAUGUCUACGAAGGAGUGUCAGGGCCACAUUGAGGGAAAAAAAAUGUCUGAUAAAGUAUACUAUUUUUUGAGAAAAAAGUGAAAUUACGAGAAUAAAUUUGUAAUUUAAUCCGAAUAGUCAUAAUAAUG